Venustampulla echinocandica is the source of this 987-nucleotide messenger RNA. RefSeq lists its product as uncharacterized. The record is from RefSeq and is a predicted model, not a curated record. Lineage: Eukaryota; Fungi; Ascomycota; Leotiomycetes; Helotiales; Pleuroascaceae. The transcript has a single exon. The coding region runs from base 1 to 987 and encodes 328 amino acids.
AUGUCGAUGACCACGACGCAGGUCCUAGUUCGAGAUUCGGAUCAACAUCCGGAACAAUCUGUGCCAUCUAUGACACAACAAGCUGUCGUCCAAAUCACUCUCACCGGUCCUUUUUUGGUGUUGGCUAUCGUCGCCAUCAUCGUCAGCAUCCAAAUAAUGAAACCGGCUGUAGCAUGUGGGCUCCUUAUAUUACUGCCAUUGGCCUCAGUAAUAUAUAAUGACUACAAUAAUUUCCUUGCGCUGGGGCCUGGAGGCACACCAGCAACGUUCCUUGGCUAUCUCAAGAUCACCUAUCUUCGUCUAUUUGCGCUUUCCGAUCCCUACAGCCCGCCUACUUUCCAUGGGAAAGUCUCUCCGUCCACAGGUUAUUUUUACCGGACUCGUUCCUGGCUGCCGAAACGAAAUGGCCCACGACCUCAAAUCGCAGGCAUUGCACCGCAGCGGCAGCUGGACCAAUCUGGAUGUGGCCAGAUGUACCGUACACUCCGGACGAGCCUUUCCAACCUUGCUGCGAAGGAUGAGGAAACCUUCAGGAUCGGCACGUCCUGCUUCGAGAAGAAAGGUCUUGCUCUUUUUGCACGGAAUCCGAUAAAUGCUACAUGUCGAGGAGAGGUCUGCCACGUCCAUCAUAGCGACCGCAGUAUGCAUAUGAACCUGCAUCCGGAUGAUGCGAAAGUUGUCCUGGAGAUGGGCUGGGGCGAGAGGCAUCCUUUGGCAAGGGGUGGUUGGAUGAGCGCAUAUGUCCCUCGAGAAUUCGUUAUGGUUUACGCACCACGGGAUCGCGGAGAACUGGAAGCCGUGUGUCGGAUCAUCAAAGCAGCUGGAUACUGGGUCACCGGCGACAAAAAAUUCGAAUUCAAGAUUGAAAAUAAGGAUGUCCAUGCUACCGAAGGGGUACAAUUGGACCAGAAGAACGGCGCCGUACAGGUGGCUGUUGGCCAGGAGCAAACAUGUAGAAAUUGUUCUGGUGAGAGCGUGUGGCGUUGA